This is a messenger RNA of Xyrichtys novacula (pearly razorfish), 9009 nucleotides long. Lineage: Eukaryota; Metazoa; Chordata; Actinopteri; Labriformes; Labridae. The record is from the annotation of a GenBank genome assembly.
AUGGAUGAAGCCACCAAGAAUGUUCAGGAUGUAAUGGUGAGCGAGGCUCUGGUUCAGUUCCAGACCACCUUGCAGGCUGCAGUCAGGGAGGUGCACGUGGAUGUAAGCGCCUUCAAGCAGCGCAUAGAGCUAAGGAUCGAGGAGCUCUGCCUUUCCCAUGGACCCCUGGCAGGGGCGGUUACCAGGCUGCAAGAGGAGAACUUGCAGCUCAGGGCGAAGCUGGAGGCCCUCAGCCGUCUGGUGGAGGGUCUCGCUGGGGUCAAGAUUGACAGAAAUUCUACUGAAGUUCAGGGGAAGAUCGUAGAGGAUAGUAUUGAGAAUGGACACAUGCAGGUGCAGUCCAAGACCCAGGAAGACCAGGGGGAUCUGGUCAACUCUGGGAGAGUUGAGAACAGCCAGUUGAACCAGUCCGUUUUGGCAUUCCCAGAACCAUCAGGGACAAUUGGGGGAUUAGGCCACUCUGCUGCUGCUGCUGCUGUAGCUACAAGCAAAACUUCAUCCCUUCCUCCAUGGAGAGCCAAAAGGCAGGCUGAAGUCAACGUGAGUACUUAUUUUGUUUUCUACAAUUAAUUAAGUAGAGGAAUAAAGAAUAUUCAUCCUACUCUGACUGGUGCUGAUAUGCAAAACCUUUAGGUAUGAGUAAAAAAUUUCUUAAAAAAACAAAAAUAAUGUGUGUUAUGGGGGACUUGGGGAAUUGCAAUAUUGUAAAAUAAAAAUGAAAGAAAAAUUAAAUGGGUCUGAGAAUCAAAAACACAAUUCCUGGUUCCUGGUCUAGGCUGUUAAAGAGUCUCCUCUUACUGCUACCAACCAAUUUACCGUCACUUUUAAGGACUAGAUGAAGCUCUGCCUUCCUCUUGAAGAUGCAAAGCAUUAGAGAUUAUGUGAUAAGACUUCAAUAGAGAUAGACAGAUAGCAGUGUAAAAGAUAAUAGUAAUAAUUUGGCUAAUAUUAUCUUUAUGGGCAAGGUAUAGAUAAAUAAAAAAGGUAUAGAUAAUAGGAUAGAUAGAAGAACAUAGAGCUCUAUAUGAGUCUAUAACUGAAGCUGGAGGCAGCUAGACUAAGCCUGUAGCAGUGUACUAUAACUAGGGCCUGCUUUAUGGGAAGCCUUAGCAAGCUAAAACUAUAAAACCAUUAAAAUAGAAAGUUUUCACUCUCCAUAAUAGUAAAGGCGGGGUCUACCUCCAAGACCCAAACAUGUGGAUGAUAUCUCAAGAGAGGGUCCUGAGAAUUCAAUCCAGGCCUCUUAUAGCCGGUUUCAUGAACGGGUCUGUAAGUUAGAAGGUUUGCCAACUAGAAAUCUUACUAUCUAUUAGCAAUAAUAUUAUGCCAUCCAAUGAAGCUCUGAUAUAUGACAAUGGAUUUCCAGGUUGAAACUUCCGUCUUCAUGCCCUUGUCAAUGGUCUCUAAUGCCAGAAUUGAGUCAAAUUGCAAAACAACACACAACACCGAGAUUAUUUGGUUGGGUUUAGAUGCAAAUUUCUGUUUAUAUGGUGAAAUAAUGUUGUGUUUUAACUGAAGCACAAUCAACAGCUAAUGUUCACAGCUGUAGCUCUGGUUAGUUAGGUGGCAUCUUGUAAUGUGGUGGGAUUUAAGGGUAAUUUAAGUAAGUAUGUGACCAACCAAAGGCAUGUGGAUGUUAACCUGCAAAGUGGACCAAAGGCUGAAGGUACUAGCUCUGCUGGAGUUAUGCACACUCAGCAAACUGAUACGACAGUCCCUGUGGUCCUGUGUUUGGCUGUGUUAAGUACAUUCAGUUCAGUCAACCUUGUGGAGAAGCCCCUGAUAUUGCUGAGUCACAGUUGUGUCAAGAAUGAUUUAGUUGUACUACCCAGGCUGUGCUAAUGCCUGCCAGUAAACAAACUUAGGUCACUGUACUAAUACUACCCACCAUGCCAAGGAAUCUCAGCAGCUCUGCCUUUGUGUUUGAAGGGUUUGGCUCUUAACAAGCACACCCGACUUUCCAAACUCCUUUGGUUGGCUUAGUUGGCUGGACACAACUCUCAUUCACAAAGCUGUGCUUACAGUGGGAUGUGACUGAAAGGUCACAGGAGAUCAGGGCUUUAUCCAACAACCCAUUUAAUCAGAACACUCUGGUACGACACUCAACCCAGGGGCUCCACUGUACCUGCGUAAAUCUCAUGUCAUGUCAGACAUGUAUAUGAACGGGGCUUUAUAUUUAACCUUUGACUCCAGCUUUACACAUACAUCUGUGAGGAAUGGAAGCAACGCUGAUGUUAAUGUCAUGGAUCACCCGCAUUUAGUAAUUCUAGCUAUCGAAUAAUUAUUUUUAUGCAUGUAGAGUUUUUUUUGGUUUACUUUGAAUUAUCAACUGAUAACCAUUACAAAGAGACUAUUCCCUGCAUCAGUCGAAAUGAACCCAGAGCACCCCACCACAAACACACAUGCUUACAAACUGGCUGCCUUCCCUACCCCCCACUUAGGCUCAUGACCAGCUUUUAUAACAGCAGGUCCUCCAAAAGGGCACAUGUAUUUUUGGGUCAGUGAUUUGGGACUGAGCUGCACCUCUUUGGAGUCCCUGCAUUCUUUAUACACUGUGGUACAUCCUUUCUUACCUUUGUUUAACACCCUCUAAAAAAUGAGUGGAGGACGGCACCUCUGAGAGGUCAAAAUCAUUGAUAAUGUAGCUGAUGAAGCUGGACAGUACUAGGGGUGAGUUUAUAGCCACGGUCUGGGUAGUAGUAGGCUAGCUGACAAACACGAUCAGUUUAAGACACUGCGUGCUGCUGACAGGGUUUGCAGUAGACAGAUUGUGUUGUAUUUUUAUGACGUAACCCACAAGCACACUCUGAAGCUGUGUAUAAAUACAGCCUUGUACCCUAACACCCAAGGAAUCCCACCCCCUAGCCAAUCCAAGUCUCAAAUCUCCAAAUGGAAAGUUGAAUUGCAUCGACGUCUCUGUAAAUAAUACCCCCGGCCUACAUCUCAAGAGGGAAAACCAGCUGUCAUGUCAAAACCCACGACCAGCCAACAUUCCUAUACGCUGAAAUCAUUUGGUCUUACCCAUCCAUCAGCAUCAGCCCUCCAACUCUGACCUACCGCACUCCUACUCCACUACUAAAGUAGCUCCUUGAUUCACCGACUGAUCAUCCGCCCCACCAUUCUCAAAUUUAAUAUCGUCGCCCCUCAGAUAAUUUGAAAUCUGUUGAGUUCAUCGGUUUCCUUGCCCACGUUUUCCAGGAGGUGAAAGAUUGGAAAAAAUAAGCAGGAUUAUCACGUCUCCCUUUAAGUUCCUCAUUUUAAUUCCCCGAACUCGACCUCUCCCGAUGUUUUCCAUAUUUCCAAAAUAAUGCAACAUAGCUAAUGCUUGCAUUCAAUCCCAUGUUGCAACCAAAGUCUGUAUACGUAUCUAUAAAAAAUAGAUGUCAUCGAUCCCAUCUAUUUCUUCAGCCCAUACCAUCAUGGUUGCCAUGUUGGUAUUGCUGUCUCAACUUUUCCUGUCUGUCUUCACCUUCUCCAUCAGUAACAAACGGUAGCUCCACUUCAUGGCUUCUGACAAACUAAUACUACACUUUCUGGGUGUAAACAUCCUGUCAGGUGGUGUGCUUUGACACUAUUUUGAUCUAGAAAAGGGAUGUAGGCAGCUUUUGACUAAACUGGAACCUUUCAAUCAGAUCAACUCUCCUGCAAGGCCGACUGAAAGCAGGUGGUGCUAGAUCUGCCAGUGGUAGACACACUCUGCAGAUCAAUUUUACAUUGUUUUCCUGCAGACGGUGUGAUUUUGUACCUUUUAUUUGGUCUGUUUUAAAUUUCAUUUAAAAAGCUGAGAUGUUAGUUGCUUCAUAUCCAGAUUGUUUGAUACUUUGUUCGUUAGUGGUCGUAAAACCAUUUAUCCAGUAAUGUUUUGAUCGCCUAAAACAGUAGGCAUGCCUCUGGGAUUAUGUGUGCUCCUCUCCAACAUAAGUAUUUUUGUAUGUUUCUAAAAGAGGGCCGGUUUGAUGCAGAGGUAAACCCAGUCAGAGUUGAAGGGAUUAUUGAGGUCAGACAGAGCCAGACUGUUAUAUCCUACAGGAGCUAGUGUGGAGCCCAAAGAUCACGGUGGUGUUAAUCUCCCUCCUGACGACCAGUUGACGUACUGACUGAAACGGCUUUAUUGCAUGGCCCCCCUGAUCAGUGCAGGUCUCUUGAAAGCAAAAGUCUGGGGGUUCAGAGAGGGGGCAAAAUCCUGGCCCAGGCUUCCAGCUGAUAUACCGAGCCACCGUUUGAACCACUCAGGCUAACUGCCUGAUUUCCAAAGCAUCCAUUUGGGGCUAUAUUGGGAUGUAAGAAGAGUGCAGCGGAAACUCUUGCAAAGGGACUGAUUGCAAAAUCUAAAAUAGCCUCUCAGUGGGAACAUGAGUUUGUUGGCCACAGCUGUCAGUAAAGAGGUUUUCAGCUGUUAACAGCUGAAGAUCCCACUUUCAGAGAACUGAGCGCACACACACACACACAACACACACAGUCACACACAGUCACACACAGAGAGACAAUCUUAUCACUGAUGAUAAAGGCCAAAGAUUAUUUUUAGCACAGCAGCAUGCAGAGGUAUGGAAGACAAUCGAGCUAUCUUUGUUUGUUGUGGUAUAAAAUCCAAUGAUUGAUGUUGCUAAGCCAGUACUGACACUCUUUCCUGCAGGCCUUACACAACUCGAUUAUCUCCACGAGGUACUGGAUCAAAAUGAGGUUGAAGUGUCUCUUAAAAUUCUUUAUUCGUUCUAUUUUUAUGUUUUGAUCAUCUGUGUUCAACCUGCGAUUAAAGCUGUGUGGAAAUUUUUGUCUUAUGUCACCCUGACGGACUUUGAGUCUGAUGAAAAUAGCAUUUACUGCGCUAACGUUCUAUUUAAUGAUAAGUUGUUUACCUAUUUUGAAUGUUAACAGAAACAGACAUUUUUGUUAAAGUAUCAACAGGGCUUUGCGUGCAUUUCUGAACACAGGUAUGUUAAUGUUUCAGAUUGUGGCUUAUUUCCAUCCAUAGUUUCAGGCAGAUUGGUGGUAAAUUUACGAAUAAACAUCAAGCAAACAUGAAAUAGAAUCAAAUUAAAAGUAUGCAGAACCCGAUAAGCAGAAACCGGAAAACAAGACCCAAAUAAAACAAUACAGAAAGUGGCUGUAAAACUAUAAACAAGACAAAUCAGGAGUAAAGUCGGAGUUAGCGCUAAGAUGCAUUAGGUGUAAGUGUAAAGGCAGGUGUUUAAGUACCAGAGCGCCAAAGUGCUGGGUCAAUGUGCUGCACAUGAUGGUAAGUGUGCAGGUGUAAAUUGCACCUUUGCCCCAGACCUGUUAAUUUGAAGUGCUGGUGUAAUUACAUAUAGUCCUAUUGCACAAAAACAGACAUGUUCAUUCAUGAAGUAUUGCACAGAGAGCACAUACAUAGACGUGUUAGGUUUAUAAUAUUGCAGUGAAGUUGCAUAGAUAGUACCUUACCUUGUUAUGAUUUUUUUCCCACUCAAAAGAGGUCAUGUUUUUAGUUUUGUGAUACCACAUGAAAUGUUGAAUCAUGAAUGUCACACCUGUGCAUUUCCUGAACAGGGCACCGAUGUGAAAGGAGAGAGAAAUGUUGCCUCAGCUGUUCAAGAGAGCGUAAAGCAAGGUAGGCUGAUAAUCUGAGUCGCUCCUGUAAGCUUAGAUAAAACCUGACAAACUGAUCUCACCUUUGGUUUUGUUCCUCUCCACAGAAAGCUCAUCAGUGAGCUCUGAUGUGUCUCAAACUGUUGAAGCUGUCCCUCAGUCCCACCGGCCUCUGACUUCCAUCACCAAACCAAACCCAGAGUCUCUUUACUCUACUGUGGAAACCCUAAACAAGCCUAGUCAGUUGAUUUCACACAAAUACUCAUGAAUUUCAACUUUUUUAUGCAUGUCUUGUCCUGGUAUUGAUUUAAGUCAAUUGUUUUUUCCUUUCAGACCAGGAAGAUCCGGGUCUUUUUAGCAAACCCCAUCUUCCUCUCACUUCUAUGACAAAAGCCAGCUCUGAAGCUCCGACUCUUCCUCAGCCUGCUGCCUCUGCUUCCAUCACACCCAAAGAAACUCCAGUAAAACCAGCAGAAUCUCCUGUUAAAUGUGGUGAGAAAACAUUGUUUCCCUCCAUCUUUGUAAAAAAAACAAAAACACCAGUGUGUUAAAAUCGUCAUGGCUCCCAACCGUACUAAAUAGUCGUGUCAGACUGGAUUACUCAUAACCACCCAUAUUAUUCUGACUUCAUUCUGUAUUCAGAUUUUGCCUUUUUCAGAUAUUGAACCCCAGCCUCAUCUUCCUGUCACUGCCAUGACAACAAAACCCAGUCCAGAGGGUCUGAAUGCCUCUAAACCUGCCCAGUCUCCAGCACUUGUGUCCAAAGCAGCUGUUCAUUCAGCAGCAGAAGCUUCAUCAGGGGAUUACCCCUUUAUCAGAGGUCGGUAAAAGGGUCUUUAAUUUGAAGUCAUCCGGUUGUUUUAGUGGGGGACUGAGAUUCACUAUUUUCACUUUUACUGCCAUUUUAAUCCUCGUACCUGUUAUUCUGUUCAAUCCCUUUGUGUCCAGGAACAUCCGCAGCAAAGGAUCUGAGGUCCCAGGUUACCACAGAGCAGUCAGCUUCAGCGCCUCACCUUCCUCUCACAGCUGAGACCAGAGGCAGCUCUGAGACUUUAGCUGCUACAAAACCUGAGCCGAGCCCUUCCUCUAUACCUGAAUCCCAGACCAUAAAGAGAGGCGAAUAUCCAUUUAAACAUGGUUAGUAAACACGUUUCUGUGUCUAAAAUUGUACAAAGAAUAUAGACCCAAGUGUAAAUUUGUUUUACUGACUCACAGUUUUUCUUAUUAGCAAAAAUGUGUCCUGGUUUAUUUCUCUCUCCAUUAGACGUCCCUCAACCCAAACCACAGCUGUCUCUUUCUGCCGUGACCGUAACCAACACAGAGUCAUCUUCAUCUUCUGUUACAACAUCUCAGACCUCGAGUCUGUCAGCAUCACAGGACCCCAAUGUAAAACCUGGAGAGUAUCCAUUUAAGAGAGGUGAGUUAAAGCAGAUCACACUGAUCAGUCAGAGCCAAUAAAUAUAAGCCAAUAAUAUAAAUAGAAUUUGAAGGUUUGCAAAUUGUAUAAAGUUUAUUCUUUAUAGAAAUCAAAGUUAAGACAACAUAUCAAGGGUUGGAAUAAAACAAAUACAUUUCUGGCCAGUUUAGCACCCAGACUCUUCUACUACAGAGCCAUGCUGUUGUAAUAAGUUUGUCAUCUUCUGUAUCAUCCAAGGUUUUUGCUGAAUAGGGGUUGUUUGAAUUAAAGCAUGUGUUGCUCCAAAACCUCUAUAAGAUGUUUGGCUUUAAUGGUGCCUCUCAAGAUGUGUAAACUGGCCAUGCAGUGGGCACUUAUGUAUCUCUGUAUCAACACAGAUACUGUUUUUGAGCUUUUCUUCCUUUCCACAUCCAUGAAUUCCAAAAAGAAAGUUGGAUGUUGAUUUGCCAGACUAGUGGACAGUUUUGCCCUUUGCCCCAGUCCAUCUGAAAUUGACUCAGGCCUUGAGACGUUCUGGAUCCUGCUUAUGGUUUUGUUUUUUGGAAGUGAUUUUAAGCCCAAGGGAGGAGUUUCCAUUUGAGGGCCUGAAGAUCACAGCCAUCAAGUGUUGGUUUUUGGUCUUGUCCCAUUUGUAUAGAAAUUCUCUAAAUCUUUCUUUGUGCUCUAAAUGGUGAAAUCCUCAAACCCUUUUAAUUCGAUCAGUAAAAAUAUCCUGAAACUGUUGAACAAUUUCCUCUUGCAGUUACUCACACAGUAGUGAUCCUCUUUUCCUGUUAAGUUCCUAACCUGUUAAAAAAUUAAUCAUUGGUCAUUUAGCAUUACAUACCUCUUCUCAACUUUCUAUUUCCAUCUUGCUCCACACUUAACUUUAAUUUAUCUCUUACUUUAUUGACACAGUCCCAGUUCUCAAGACUCCGAGUCCCAGCCUAAAGAGGAGUGUCAGCUUUCCUCAGCCUGCAGGUAAAAUGCUCCUAACAAUCAUCAGGAGCGAAACGAUCACUCUUUUGUUGGUCUGAUUUGUUCCUGUUUCUCCUCCUGCAGAAAAGUUACUUCCCUCCAAGUCCAUCAUAAAAUCCGGUUUCUCACCAAACUUGGAGAAGUAAGUCAUGACUCUAAAUCGUUGUAGUUCACAGCCCACUGGAAGACGCUCUCUGAACGUCAUCAUUACAUGCUGUCCUCUGUCUCUGAGCAGGAAAUCAACCAAGUCAGGAGGUGUCGAGUUCAAGUCAGAUGUGAUGAAAGCACAAACUCUUCCUCGGGCUAAUGGGGCUCAGGCUAAGCGGGCUUUAUUCGAGAGGAUGAACUCAGAGCCGACAAAGUAAGUGUGUCAAAGAUAUCCUUUUCCAAAUCCUGAAUCCUGGGUAUUUAUGAAAUUUUACUUCUCUUGAACAGAGUGAAGGACUCCAAACCUAAACUGAAGCGCUCUCAGAGUUUUGGAGUGUCCAGUGCCAGUGGUAUCAAACAGAUUCUGCUGGAGUGGUGCCGCUCAAAAACCAUUGGCUAUCAGGUGCUUCACUGGAAUAUUGUAGUGUAUAAACAUUUAACAGUCUCACUCUAAGUUCAGUCCUGUGAAAUGUGUAGUACCGCGAAUAACAGUAUGAUCCUGUUUUUCUCAGAACAUUGAUAUCCAGAACUUCUCAUCCAGCUGGAGUGAUGGGAUGGCUUUCUGUGCUCUGGUCCACUCUUUCUUCCCUCUGGACUUUGACUACAACACCCUGAACCCUUCAAACCGCAAACAAAACCUCGAGCAGGCCUUCACGACUGCAGAGUAAGCUAGACUCGAGAUGAUGAAUAACUGAAAUACCCAAAUGUCUGAUGAAUGAUUGUACUUGAGUUUCUGUAUCUUUUGUGCUCGUUGUGUAUCUUGUCUUAACACACUCCCCUAAAUCGUCCUUUUCAGGCAGCAGGCCGACUGUCUCCGUCUGAUCGAGGUGGACGACAUGCUUGAGAUGGGGGACAAGCCUGACCCCAUGUGUGUGUUCACAUACGUCCAGUCUCUCUACAACCACCUGAAGAAGUUUGAGUAA